CUUGAAGGUUAUGGUGUGUUUGUGGCUAUAAAUACACAACACCUUAGCUACAAAACUGUUAUCAAUAAUUCAAUAUCUCUUUCAAUGUAUCCCCCUCCCUCUCUACCAAUCUCUUGUUCUGCUUAUGGAGAUCAACAACCGUAUGACACAAAAAGACACCAAUCAUCCUCAAUCUCCUCGAAAGAGGAUUUUAUGCCAACCGACAUAAACGAUAAGCAAGAACUGUCCAUCAAACAUUCGAAACAUUUAGAGGAAGUUCGAAACCUUCUUAAAGAAGAGCCUUUCCAAACUUUGGACAUGGUUGACUGUCUCCAAAAACUUUGCAUCGGUCAUCACUUCCAAGACGAGAUUGACUCGAUCUUGAAAAUGUCUUACACUAGAAUUUCCAAUGGCGGUGUCGAUAAGAAUGACCAGAGUCUAUUUGAGGUCGCUCGUUGUUUUCGAAUCCUUCGACAAGAAGGUUACUAUGUUCCUUCUGAUGUUUUUUCGUUCAUCAAGCAAGACGAUGGGAGGUUUAAGGAAGAAAUAGCACAAGAUGUUAAGGGAUUAGUGGCAUUAUACGAAGCAUCACAGCUAAGCAUAGGAGAAUGUAUAUUUGAGGGGGCUGUGGAGUUUUGCAGCGAUCGUCUUACAGGAAUGAUGGGGUUUCUUGUUCAAGAUGAAACUUUAAUGGUGAAAACUACACUAGAACAUCCUUAUCAAAGAACCUCAUCAUCAUUUUUGGUCAAGAAAUUUAUCAAACAUUACGCAGGGUCUGCCAUGUCUCAACUAGCCGAGUUGGAGUUGGCUAAAGUCCAGUCCGCACAUCAGACCGAAGUAGAGAAAAUUUCCAGAUGGUGGAAGGACUUGGGUUUGGCUCAAGAGUUGAAGCUUGCAAGAAACCAACCAUUGAACUGGUACUUAUGGCCCAUGGCUAGCCUCAUAGAUCCCAACUUGUCAGAGGAGAGAGUUGAGCUCACAAAGCCCAUUGCUUUAAUCUUUAUAAUCGAUGAUAUAUACGAUCUUUAUGGAACUCUAGACGAACUCAUCGUCUUCACAGAAGCUGUGAAAAGAUGGGAUACUAACUCCCUUGAUCAACUUCCAUAUCACCAAAGGAUUUGUAUUCAGGCUCUAUAUGAUGUAACACAUGAAAUCAGUGACAGGAUCUACAAGAAACAUGGAUUCAAUCCCAUUGCGUACUUUAAAAACACGUGGAUAACUCUUUGUGAAGCAUUUCUAGUGGAGGCAAGAUGGUUUGCAUCGGGGAACUUACCGAUGGCAGCGGAUUACUUGAAGAACGGGAUCGUAAGUUCUGGGGCACAAGUAGUUAUAGUGCACAUGUUCUUCCUCCUCGGCGGUGGUACGAGCAAGGAAACCGCUAGUGUUAUUAACGACAACCAAGUCAUUCCAACAUCUUUGGCAAAAAUUCUUCGUCUUUGGGACGACUUAGGAUGUGCCAAGGAUGAGAAUCAAGAUGGUCAUGACGGAUCAUACGUGAUGUACUACAUGAAAGAAAACGAAGGUUGUUCGAUUCAGAAUGCACGCGAACAUGUUAUGUCGAUGAUAUCAGAUACAUGGAAGCAACUAAACAAGGAGUGUCUCUUCCAAAAUCAAUUUUCAGCAACAUUCACAAAGGCUUGUGUGAAUCUUGCAAGGAUGGUCCCAAUUAUGUAUAAUUAUGAUGAGAAUCAUUCACUUCCUCUACUUAAAGAAUAUAUAAACUCAAUGUUUUAGGGGGGAAAACUCACAAGAACCACAUAUAAUAGGGGUUAAGUUCAUGUUUGAACCAUCAGAAGCUCAUGUGGAAAUUUGUGUAAUAGAUUUCUAUGUCAAGUUUUUAGUUAUUGAAUUAUUCACAUAUUUACUAGGAAGUGAAUUAUGGGGAA
Molecule: messenger RNA, 1865 nt
Organism: Cynara cardunculus var. scolymus (artichoke)
Lineage: Eukaryota; Viridiplantae; Streptophyta; Magnoliopsida; Asterales; Asteraceae
Product: (3S,6E)-nerolidol synthase 1-like
Exons: 7
Coding region: 85-1713 (542 amino acids)
Molecular function (GO): magnesium ion binding; terpene synthase activity
Source: RefSeq, a predicted model, not a curated record